ACUAAAUAUGUCGCCCGAUAUAGUUUUUACGCUAUUUUACAUUCUAAUAAGUUUCGGAUUAAUUUAUCCGCCUAGCGAAUUUCUUAGUGCUGGAUUUACGGUCCAACAGUGGUUCGGUAACUUGUUAGGAUCGGAACCUGAGCACUUUGUCCGAUAUCACAUAAGAAACUCGAUUUUGAAUUUGUUCGUCUACUCCUGCUUGCCCGUCCUGUACGUUAUUUUGCUAUUCGUUUUAGGCUUCGUCGACGAGGUUUCGGAACUUUUCAUUGGCAAUACCAUACUAUGGAGCGUGUUCGCGUCGACGAGUAUUAUUUUGCCGCUAAUGGCGCUCCUUCAGAUCCAAUUUUGGAGAGAAAACAAUUUCGAAAAGCACCCCAUUGUGAUGAAUUUAAAGAAAUUUUGCAACAACAACACACACUGGGAAACGGUGGCUUCAGAGAUAAAUAACGAGUACCGGAGAUUAGAAAAGGUUUGUGUCAGUACCAGCCCCUGGGCGAAAGUUAUAGUCACGGAAAAUUGGGUUUUAAAAGUGACCCCAUUGACGAUGUUCGUUGCCCACCAAAGCGACGCUAGUUUGGUCGUUAAGGAAGCCAGUAACUACCAGGUGUCACACAUGAGCCCCAGCGAAACCCAAUUCCUUAACAUUGAAGUAAAAUCAGGCCGAACGGAUCCUUUUAUCAUUCGGAUCAACGCAACUAGUUUUAAAGAUUUAGAGAACCGCUUAGCAAGAACCAUUAACAUACUCCCAAACGUUAAGUUUCAUAAGUCGGUCGUUGAGCAGUUUGUAGAUGUUUUCAAAGAGGCCAUCAGAAAUAAUCCGCGUUAUGUCGUAAAUAUGGAACUAGAACAAUGCAUAGGGUGUUUGCAGUCCCAGUCCGAAAUCAAACUGAACAAGCUCUGCGAUGACGUUGGCGGACAGCAGGAUAACUGCACCGCUUGUUUCUGCAGGCCCAUGUGGUGCGUAGACUGCAUCGCGAAAUGGUUUGUGUCCAGGCAAGACCCCGAACAGAGGGGCCAGUGGCUCUCGUCGAAGUGCACUUGCCCCAUGUGCAGGGCGACAUUUUGUCUUCUAGACGUGUCGUUGCUGGUAGACGUCGAAAUAUAGCAGUAUGCAAGUUAUACGAGUUUCGAGUCAUUAAGAAACCUAACCUAAAACCGUAAUUUCAUUUAAAAAACUGGUGAUAUUCUUUGGGCUGCAA
Messenger RNA from Cylas formicarius (sweet potato weevil), 1199 nucleotides. Its product is annotated as E3 ubiquitin-protein ligase TM129. The transcript has 4 exons. Gene Ontology annotation, molecular function: ubiquitin protein ligase activity. Gene Ontology annotation, biological process: protein ubiquitination. Lineage: Eukaryota; Metazoa; Arthropoda; Insecta; Coleoptera; Brentidae. Gene Ontology annotation, cellular component: endoplasmic reticulum; membrane. The record is from RefSeq and is a predicted model, not a curated record. Bases 8 to 1105 code for a protein of 365 amino acids.